AGUUGUCACACAUUUGGUUGCUGAUCUUCAUUGGUACAUAAGGUCAAAUUUACCGAACCGUGCUUAUAAGACUCCAUGCGAGCCUAUUAGAUCACAAUGGGCCAGUCAAGAGACGAAAAGUCGCUUUUGGGCAACGUAUGUCCAUGAAGCAGCUGAGCAUGAUGGACAAAUUCUCGACAAGUACAAAAGCGACAUGGACAUCGUUCUAAUAUUCGUGCGUCUUUUACCUUAGCACCACUCCUUUUCUUACUAAUUUACUCGAUAUCGGAUACACAUACCCAUUGUUGUUAUAGGCGGGUCUUUUCUCCGCCGUUACUACCUCCUUCAUUGUCAAUAUGCAUCAAAACUUAGCUCCUGAUCCAACUACGGAAACCAACAUGCUUCUCAAGAAGCUGAUUCAUACAGUUAACAAUUCAACAUUUUUGGACGACAAUUUCGACACACCACCAUGGACUGGUCCUGGCUCCACCGAAAUAUGGGUUCAGUCACUCAUAUAUGUAAGUCUAUCUGCGAGCCUUCUUGCAGCACUGGGAGCAAUGCUGGGCAAGCAAUGGCUCAACCAUUUCCAACACGUUGGUCACGGAACGGUUGAUGGUCGUGGAAGGCGACGGCAACGAAAGCUUGAUGCUUUAUACGCCUGGCAUUUCAACGCUGUUCUGGAAGGCCUUCCCAUCCUGUUGCAGUUGUCCUUAUUGCUGUUUGGGGUUGCUCUCGGUGCAAACCUAUGGACAGAACAACGCAUGGUCGCCUGCAUUGUCAUUGGCACAACCACAUCUGGAGCCGUUUUCUAUGCGCUAAUUGUUGUCGCCGCAUUGAUAUCUGACGUGUGUCCAUUUCAAACACCAGCAUCUAAUCGACUUCGCAGUAUCGGUCAGCGUGUUGUCCGCUUCCACAACGCUCUUCAGAAGAGAAAUCAGACCAUCCUUUCAUCAUUCUUGCGCUUCGUCGGCUAUAUCCCCUAUACCAUAAUAACUUCACUUCACUCAUUCGCAUCAUGCAUUUCUCACCGGCUUUCCUCUCAAUACACCAUCACAAAUACGGAUGCCCCUUGUAUCCGAUGGUUGCUUGAGACCUCCGAUGACCCAGAUGUAAUUACCACUGCCGCCAGCCUGGUUCCUGAGGUCGAGUGGCCACCAGAUUUGGAUGUAUCGUGUGCCUUGCUCAGGCUGCGAGACACUUUCCUGAAUUGCUUCGAGAACACACAGUAUGAUCAACCGAAACUUUCUGACUUUAGCCGAGAUUGUGCGAUUGCAUGUGGGAAGGCCUUCUUACAUCUCUACAUCGAAAGGCGGUCAUUGGAUGCCAGACCUGUCUUUCUGCGUGCCACUCAUGAUCCAGAAUUCGCACCUACCAGCUCCUCUCGUCUGCAUGAUGUCCAUUGGCUAACGUGGACUCGUCAAAAUGACCCCGAACUCUCUUUCAUCUGCGACCUCAUCCUCGAGACAGUGCUGGAUCUUGGUGUCAGCACACCCAUUUCGCUUGGAAACCCGAAAAUUCCGAACACCUUUCUGAUGUGGAUGUCUCAUCCCCUACUCCAUUGUCUCAGUGCAGACCAGUAUGCAAGGUUUUGGAGGCGACGUGCAUUGGAUGUAGUAGAGAGGCUACUUGUGCCGCCCUUACCCCCUACGAAUGUCAUAGCAAACUGCCUUAUGGCGGCAGGUUUGCUUCUGGAUCAACCCGUUGAUCCAAGUCAACUAAUCAGCACACACAAGGGGUCAUCGAUUAAAACAUUGCUUGUAUCUGUCCUCAAGAGCAUGCAGCAAGCCAUUGGCAUUGACAUCCAUCUAGAGCUUCGCGAGCGCUCAUCUCUUUACGCUCUGAAACUUCUACAACCUCUGGCGGCUGUUUUAGAAGUCGAGCAGUUUCGCCAAACAGCGUACGAUUUGGGAAUGCCCGAUUGGGGUGUUCGACUGUGUCAAAGCUUUGUCGACAUAGUACUUCAUCAUCCGGAACUCUGCAGACCAGAAGCACGUGAAAAGGCUUGGGUGGCCGCUCGCGAUGCGCUGCAUUUUAGUGUGAUCACUGCUAGGAGUGGCGAUAGCGGCCCGGCUGAUGAUCAAACCGCUUAUACGGAAGAGAUUUCUCGUCUCCGCACGACCAGGAAUGCUGGUUGCGGCUGGCUUCUUGAUUAUAUCAGGCAUCACCAUUUGAUCUCUCAUCAGUCAGCGCUCACUGACGCAUUCCUCACGAUGAGCGAAAUGAACAUCGACGCUGCAUGCAGAGAGAAGAUGCCGACCUAUAUCAACGCAAUGAUUUUUGCGAUGGCCCCGGAAAAGUCACCACGGCUUCGCAAGGCUGCGUUUCGCGCCGCGUAUUCAUCAAGGAACUUUCUUGCAUCGCUAGACAUCAAUUCUCUCUCCCAGGAUCUCUGCGCUCAAUUUUCGGCGGCGCUUUCUAGCGUCACUGGUGACAGUAUAUCCUUUGGUCAGGGCGAGGACGGCAUUCUUUCUGAAUAUUCCAGCAUGUACGGGAAGCAAAACCUUCGUUAUUUGCACAUCUUGUUCUCGUGGACUCAAAGUAAACUAUGGUCCCAUCACCUCUAUGAUGGUGGACACCUCGAGGCAUGCCUACUCAUCGCACAAAACCUUCGUUACUUCGAAAUAUACCCUCUCACAGAACAUCUCGCCUUGUACAUCAUUGCAAUUAUGGCCCGACUACAGUCGGAAGGAGAACACGGCAAUCUCAUCCCAAACGAUCUUUGUGGCCUACUUGUACACAAGGCUUGGGCAUCUGUUGCCCUUCGUUCUCUAAAGCCGCUCAAGUUGUCGGAAUCCGUCAUACAUGAAGUCCUCGAACCACUUGCAGAGCUCACAAUUCAGCUACUGAAACGUGAUGCGGAGCUUGUCGAUGUCACAAGCGAGUUCAAGUCACGUGUACUGCAGACACUGCACCACUUGGAACAAGGUCCAGCGGACAGUGUAAUGUUAUCGCUGGUCAAGAAUGUUGUAUCACUGGUCACUACAUGAGCUACCCGUGGGCGAAUGGGUAUUUUAGUACCUUGGCUUAAUUGUUGAUGUAUGUUGUUUGCCGAUGUAACUGUAUGUAUCUCAAUGCCGCAGGUCAAAUUGUAUAGGGCAGUUCCGAAUCGUUACG
Suillus discolor is the source of this 3093-nucleotide messenger RNA. RefSeq lists its product as uncharacterized. Lineage: Eukaryota; Fungi; Basidiomycota; Agaricomycetes; Boletales; Suillaceae. The record is from RefSeq and is a predicted model, not a curated record. The coding region runs from base 336 to 2966 and encodes 876 amino acids. The transcript is spliced from 2 exons.